Messenger RNA from Monosiga brevicollis MX1, 4039 nucleotides. RefSeq lists its product as uncharacterized. The coding region runs from base 1 to 3867 and encodes 1288 amino acids. Gene Ontology annotation, cellular component: cytoskeleton. Lineage: Eukaryota; Choanoflagellata; Craspedida; Salpingoecidae. The transcript has 22 exons. The record is from RefSeq and is a predicted model, not a curated record.
AUGAACAACAGCAGUAAAGAUGCCGUUGUUGGGACCGAGGAUGACCUGCCCGUACCGCCGCCGCGAACGGUGUCCAUGGCCAUGCGCGCCAAGCCCUCGCGCCCCCCGCUAACUCAGACGCCACUUGUGGCAGCCGCGCGAGCACGCGCCCUGACCAGCUUGCGCGAUGCCCCACCUCCACCCCUGCAAGCGCCCAUUUCAACCAACCGCUCAUCUGGAUCUGGUUACGAGGUUCCUAGUGCCUUGCGCCAGCUCGGCACGGACAAUAGCAGCCCCUAUGCCGAGUUUCGUGGCACCCCGGGUACUCCCAGUCGUGUGCGCUCUAUCACCGUGGGCCAUUUUGAGUUUGAGCAGCUGCCCCCUCAAGUUCGCUUAGUUAGCACAGCAUCGUUCAGCAAAAAGUCGGCGGCCAGCACCGACGCCAACGGCGCUACCCCAGCUGCUGGCGCAAACGAGUCGGCAACAGAGUCCAACACUGAUGCUGCUCCUGCGAGUAACCCGGUCGUGACCGUCUCCGACCUCGCCGACGAUGAGGAACUUAUCCCAGAAACGAACACCGACGCGCACAACUUUAGCAAUCAAGGUCAAUACCUCGCUGAGGAGCGCCGCCUCAGUGCCCUGCGUGCCUCCGUCCACAUUGAUGAUGAGGAGCUUCUCGCACUUCGCCGCCUCUUCGCUGGACUCAACCUGGAGGACCCGGAGACCGAUGACGAUCCACCUGCCUCCUCCGAUCCGUCCCACGCAGCGCCGGACAGCGAGGAUAGCGAUGAUGAGCGGCAACGUUCCAUGCCCCCUUAUUCAAAGCCCAAGCGCCGACAUGAGCGCGUGAUGGACCACGAGUACGAGGCCCCGCGCCCCGCGGAAGUGGAUUUGAAGUCCGCCGAUGCCAAUGCUGAUGCCCUAAGCGAGGACAGCCAUCACUACAGCAUCAUCGAUUCCGUAACCGAUUCAAAUCUCAAGCUUCACGAUCCUGAUCGCCCACUUCCGGCCCUCCCUGACCCUGAGCUGGGCGACAAAACGUCCUCCCUGGGCUCGGAGUUUCGCCAUCGUACUGCGGUCCUGGCAGGCCAACUUCGCAGCAGCGCACGUGCCUCGCUGCGGCAGCGAGCAGCAACAACAAGCACUCACCAAUAUGACUUUAUCGACAGCAGCUGCUCAGAUAUUUCCUCGGUCUUGGCGCGCCCACGAGGCGCGGCCCGCAGCAAAAAACACCGAACCUCCUUGUUGGUAUCAGACAUUGGCAUUCGCACCCUCACUGUCUCCAUGUGUGUGUGUGUGUGUGUGUGUGUGUGUGUGUGUGUGUGUGUGUGUGUGUGUGUGUGUGUUGUGGCCUCAGCGAGCCCUAUGGGCCACGGUUCACAGCUCAAGCCUGCCCAGUCCGAUCCAAACGGCCUCCAGCAAAGGUUGUCCGUGUGCGUAGACGAUUGGCUGCAGGAACAGGCUUUCGAGCCAAACUCGGCGGAAAAGCGCAAAUCCAUCAUGCGGCCCAUUCCUCGCACGCUCUUGCGCCUUGGCACCGGAGAAACCCAACCCAAGUUUUGCAGCACUUAUACCAACGAGCAACUUUCCACUGACGCUGUCGAGAAGUGCGGACCGAUAUUUCACCGAGCCAUUGGUCAUGUGUGGCGGAACCGCUGGGCCGUGCUCCGCGGCAACUACCUCUACAUUUACCAAUCUGAGCGCAACAGGGGACUGAUUAAGCGCUUUGAACUAUCGGAUGCACUCAAGAUUUGUCGAAUGCGCACGCCCACGCACGCGCAUGCCGUGCGCUUUUUCACUCUCAACGAUUCGGUUGCACUUGCGCUUCGAACCGGUCCUGAGCUCGAGGCUUGGAUCACCGCUGUGAGUGGUGCCUCCAACCACAACAGCACGACCGCGCGCCAACUCGGGAAAAUCUACGGCUGGGCUAACAAGACAGUCCAUGGUCGCGUUCGACGGCGCUACCUGACAUUGAUUGGCUGCAACAUUUUUUACGCGACGAAAGAACGCGGCAAGCCGGCAGGUUUCAUCAAUCUAGCCGAAUGUGGUCUGCGCGUGUACGGCUCGGAGGACCUUUCAGAUGACGAGGGCAGUGAAUGUAUGCCUCAGGCCGUGGCCCACUUGUCCCUUUUUCGACCCAAAUUUCUUCCAAAUGGGCGCAAAACCAUAGAAGAAAUCAUCCUUUCCUUUAGCGAUAACACUCAGCGUGACCGGUGGGCCCACUUUAUUGCACUUGCAAUUGGCCAGGUGGCCGAAGAGGUGGCCACUCGUUUUGAAACAGUUACGGCGGCGAUAUUGACGCAUAAAACCUCCACCACCGAGUUGCGAGCCCGCAUGACCAACGCGGCAUUGGUGGGGAUUGAUGGCACGUUGCGAACGACCAUGCCCUCCGAGCAAAGCCGAGUUGACGCCGAAAAGCUGGUGGCGGAAACCCUGCUGUUUAUUGGCACGAAACAACAGCCCAAUGGCAUUGUCUACCACAUCAAGAUGGCCCAGAAUCUGAUUGGGCAAGUUCUGCAACAAUCCGAACUGCUUGAGGAGCUAUAUGCCCAGCUCGUGUGUGCCACCAACAGCACGGAUGGUUUACAUACCGGGUUUCAGGCAACGCAGGCAUGGCAGCUCCUUGCUUUGCUCUGUGGCUGUGUUCUACCCUCGAAGAAUAUGAGCAAGUUCUUGCACAUGUAUCUGUCCUUGCACGCACAAGGAGCCAUUAUUGCAAGCAGUGGUGCUCCGAUAGCCACGGGACAGGCGGUAUUGACAGGCGAAGACGUUGAAUCCUGGGCGCACUUCUGUCUGCAUGGUCUCAAGCGCUUGCUGGAAAACGGCGACCGGCAAGAGCGCCCGAGCUUUGCUGAGAUCGAAAGCGUGCUGCUGCGUCACCCAGGUCGCUUCAGCCAUCCCAUCAGCAUCCCCAUUUUCUUGAGCAAUGCCAAUCACAUGCUGCUGGGCAUUGACUUUUCCACGACAGUUGAUGAAGCGCUUCUUCAGAUUUGUCUCGAACUUGGCAUCCGACCACCUCGCAAGAGCGGAUUUGCCAUCCUGGUUAGCGAUCCCCAAUACCCAGAUGAAGGAGUCUAUCAUUCCACCCGCGGCGCUGACAAGCUGUGCGAUUUACUGUCUCGUUGGGAGCGCAUGCAUAGCCAUUUUGCGCAAGGGCACGUCAAGGCCCGGGUGCCAACAUUUUUAUUGCAGCGACGUCUUUGGUUUAGCCGAGCAGCCGGCGAUGAGACGCUUGUCGAGGCCGUCUUGGUGUCCUAUCAACUUGGCAUACAGUUGAAGGGUACCGGUAUGCGCUUGAGACCAGCGGAUCAGGCGGAAGUUCUGGCGCGCCUGGCACAGCUAGAGUGCGGUGAUCUAGUGGACUUUGAGCAAGAAUGCCCUGGGCAAUUGCUCGAGGCGCUCGAAGGAUUCUGGCCACAGGAUGCUGGCAAGGGCAUGCAAGAGGAUGUGCGUCGAUGCUGGCAGGCAUUGCAUAAUACGGAUGCCGAGACUCUGGCGCGGGGCAUUUUGACGAUCGUGGCGGCAAGUCCAAUGUAUGGCGUGACCAUCUUUCCCGUGAAGCCAAUGGGCGUGCCCACUUUUAUCAAGGGCAUGGUCAAAUAUUUGUCCAUCUCGGAGCAACAAAUUGCGAUUUUGACGGCGGGCUACGAGCUCCUGCACCUGAUUCCUCUGGCUAAACUGCGUCACUUUGGUUCCGUGGGCGGACCAUUCUGUUUGGUGUUCCAAUAUGAGGGAGAGGAUUCUGCCUUGCUGGUCGAGGCGCCGCAACAGAGCGAGAUGACCUUGCUUAUUGCCUCAUACAUCAAUGCCAUUGUGCAGCGUGAAGGCAUUACCUGCCAGGUGGCGCAUGUGGUCCAAACGACAGUGGAUGCCGAAAGCGGCAUCUAGGCCGCGCUGCCGGUUGACACUAACAUAAACAAUGUCUUCCAACUUUGACCGCCCUCAUUCAAUGUUUGAACAUUCUUAAUUUCUCCACAUUCUUAUUCCAACAUCGGCAUCUUCUUUUCAUCUUUGCUGGCUGCUUCUAGAAAUGGGGCGCCACCGAAUUCAAGAAAAAGUG